Hordeum vulgare subsp. vulgare (domesticated barley) is the source of this 2569-nucleotide messenger RNA. Its product is annotated as NADP-specific glutamate dehydrogenase. Gene Ontology annotation, cellular component: cytosol. Bases 300 to 2255 code for a protein of 651 amino acids. The transcript has 15 exons. The record is from RefSeq and is a predicted model, not a curated record. Gene Ontology annotation, molecular function: L-glutamate dehydrogenase (NADP+) activity. Lineage: Eukaryota; Viridiplantae; Streptophyta; Magnoliopsida; Poales; Poaceae.
ACGCCCAACCUUUCUCCGCCUUGUCCGAAAACGCGACCAAGCAGCAGCCACCGCGGGGCGCGGCAGUGUCUCCCCGCCCUCGCAGUCUCGCCGCCGCCGAAGCCCCUUGCUCCCGUUCUCCGCGCGCCAGAUCGACACAUCCCUCGAUCUCAGCCACCGCCAUCGCUGGCGCCGGCUCCGCGGCGCCCAAUUCCUCAAACCCUAGAGCCAAAUCCCCCAUUUGGCCGCGCCUAACAGAGUCGGAUUUACUCGGCGCUGGCUGGUGCACUGCUCCUCCGCAUGUCGCACCGCGUGUACACAUGAACUCGUCCAUGGACGAGAUCAAUCUGCUACGGCAGCAUCAGCGACACCAGCAGCACCACCUGUCGGUGCGCGGCAUCGGUGAGGAGAUCGACCUCGAGAUCGACCAGUGUGAAGAUCCCACUUUCUCCGGCGCCGCACUCGAGGGCGUGACCUCCCACCACCCUCAAGACCCCAUCGUCACAGCGGAUGACCACAAGAGCUUCCUCAUCCCGUGCUCGCAGCCUGGCGGAGUGGACGGCCAACCGCAGCCCACGCCACCGCAAGCAGAGGAACGGGCGGGGAUGCCGAGGCUGUCUUCGCAUACCAAGAAGAAGAAGAAGGUGGUCAAGAAAUGGCGGGAUGAGUGGGCAGACACAUACAAGUGGGCCUAUGUGGCCGUGCACGACAACACCAGCAGAAUCUUCUGCACUGUCUGCAAGGAGUAUGGCCGCAAGCAUCGCCGGAACCCCUAUGGGAACGAGGGGAGCAGGAACAUGCAGAUGAGUGCGCUGGAGGAGCACAACAAUAGCUUGCUGCAUAAGGAGGCGCUCCGACUGCAGUCAGCCUCCAAGGAGAAGGUGCAACUGCAAACUCCUGAAAUAGAGAGGCCGGUUUAUGUCAAAGCUUUGUCGAAAACAGCAGCUUCAAUACUUGAAUCUCUCUUCAAGAAGGACCCUCAUGAAGCUGAAUUUAUACAGUCUAUACAGGAGGUGGUUCAUUCUAUAGAACCAGUUUUGGUGAAGAACUCACAAUAUGUUCAGAUAUUGGAGCGUUUAUUAGAACCUGAGAGAUGUUUUAUCUUUAGAGUGCCAUGGGUUGAUGACAGAGGUGAAGUUCAUGUCAAUCGAGGUUUCCGUGUGCAGUUCAGUCAGGCUUUAGGUCCAUGCAGAGGUGGUCUCCGUUUCCACCCUUCGAUGAACUUAAGUGUGGCAAAGUUUCUAGCUUUUGAGCAGACUCUGAAGAAUGCUCUGUCACUAUAUAAACUUGGAGGUGCUGCUGGAGGGAGUGAUUUUGAUCCAAAGGGUAAAAGUGAAGUUGAGGUAAUGCGCUUUUGUCAAAGUUUUAUGGAUGAGCUGUAUAGAUACUUGGGCCCUGAUCAGGAUUUUCCUGCUGAAGAUGUUGGUGUUGGUCCAAGGGAAAUGGGUUUCCUUUUUGGGCAGUACAGACGCCUUUCUGGUCAUUUUCAGGGAAAUUUUACAGGGCCUAAGAUCUUCUGGUCUGGUUCUAGUUUUAGAACAGAAGCUACUGGAUACGGGCUGGUAUUUUUUGCACGUGUUGUACUUGCUGAUAUGAACAAGGAGCUCAAAGGAUUAAGAUGUGCGAUAAGUGGUUCCGGAAAGAUAGCAAUGCAUGUCUUGGAAAAGCUUCUGUCGUGUGAAGCUAUUCCUGUUACAGUCUCGGAUUCAGAAGGCUAUCUAUUUGAUGGAGACGGGUUUGAUUAUGUGAAAUAUACACUUAUAAGGAAUAUUAAGGCACAGCAAAGGAGCCUCAAGGAGUACUUGAAAACAUUUCCACGUGCCAAAUAUAUAAAUGAUGCUAAGCCAUGGGGUGAGCAGUGUGAUAUUGCAUUCCCUUGUGCAUCACAAAAUGAGAUUGACCAGGGGGAGGCUCUUUCAAUAAUUAGCUCUGGUUGCCGUGUUCUUGUAGAAUGUUCAAACAUGCCAUGCACUGGUCAAGCAGUUGAUAUCCUAAGAAAGGCCAAAGUCCAUGUUGCUCCAGCAAAGGCAACUGCUGCUGGUGGGGUAGCGGUCGGUGAACUUGAACUGAAUCCAGAGUUCAGUUUAAUGCAGUGGUCAGUAGAGGAUUUCGAGAACAAAAUACAGGAGGCAGUAAAGCAAACAUAUGACAGGUCGAUGAAAGCUGCUCAAGAAUAUGGUAUCCUGAAAGAGAACCCAGAGUCUUUGGUGCAUGGUGCAAACAUAUCUGCCUUUCUGAACAUUGCACAAGCCAUGACUGAUCAAGGAUGUGUGUAGUUAAGCGUUUUUGUUCUGUCAAGAAGCAGAAUUUGACAUCCCUGCAGCCAUGAUCUCCCGUUGGAAACUGUGGUUGCUGCAGCUGUUCGACGUUUAUUGGUAGCCUCCCUCACAGAUCACCAUUUUACGUUUAUUGGUAGCCUCCCUCACAGUUCAAUUCUAUGUUUAGGCCUUGUCAAAGAUUUCCUCUGGUAUGAAGGAAAAGCUUAGAUCUAUUUAGAGUAUAGAAGGGCUUCCAGUGGUAGAUCCCCCAUGUAUUUAUUCAUUACUGCCAACAUCAAUGCUUGAAGAAGGAAGUAUUUUGUGUGUGCGAA